Molecule: messenger RNA, 4464 nt
Organism: Toxoplasma gondii ME49
Lineage: Eukaryota; Apicomplexa; Conoidasida; Eucoccidiorida; Sarcocystidae
Product: WD domain, G-beta repeat-containing protein
Exons: 5
Coding region: 801-2186 (461 amino acids)
Biological process (GO): mRNA splicing, via spliceosome
Cellular component (GO): catalytic step 2 spliceosome
Molecular function (GO): protein binding
Source: RefSeq, a predicted model, not a curated record
AUUCAUUUUUCGCCGACGUUCAUGUUGAAGAAUGUACGUAUCUCCUCUAUUAGAACGCAGGCGUGUGACCGAAAAUAUGAACGUUAGCAGCCAUCGUAAUAUUCCGGAGUUUAUGGAGAAGCCUCGAGCGAUCCUGGGAGAACCGUGUUCGCGUGUGCAUGCAGACUCAAUUUCCGGACACUGUCUAUAACAUUCGUCGUUUCUUUUAGGACACUCUUGCUAUUUCCCACGAAUGCCUUGUUCCAUGCCGUCUGCAUCAAUUUUACUCAGUCUUUUCCCCAUGCGUGCCACUGUGCUGUGCAAAACUGUAUUCUCGGCUACCUCUAAUCAAGAAAGUUGCGUAAAGGUUCCUGUCAUAAAGCGUGUGCGUCGAUGGCCCGAUAGAGCGAGAAAACAUGUUCUCUUUUUCUCCACUACGUUGGCAGCGUGCCGGUUGUGGAAUACCAAGAGUGAGAUAAAUUAGUUGCUUGGUCCAACAGCAAGAAUGGGAAGACUUUUGCCACAAAAUUGCGAGCGGUGACACCCAGGUAUAGUCACCGUUGUGACAACCAGCAUAAGAGCACAUGAGUGAGCAGCUACAAGCAGUGAAUAUGUACAAUUUUCAAGGAACGGACACAUCUCCUGAUAAAAUGCAAACUUAAGAGGUCCUGCGUCAAGCAUAACCAUGUAGCAGGUCCAGUAGUUCCACUGGGACCCCUCGUUCCCGUUCGUUUCUCGCGCAUGUCCGCACCGCUGUGGAGACGCGGCAGCAAUGCGGGUCUGAGUUAACUGCCCCUCCGUUUUUUUCCGGAUGUGAAGACAUGCCGAACCCUCCAACCACCUCGCCUGGGGGUGAUGACAUUUCACCUGGAUGGCGAAUACCAAAGAAAGGAACAAGACGGCUGUGUUUUCCCUUCCGACACUGCAGCACGCUUCGUCCACACAGCGCCGCUGUGAAUUUCUUGUGCUUUUCCCGAGACAAUAAUUAUCUUCUUGCUGCUUCCUCAGAUAAAACUGUCUCCCUCUCCAAUCCAACAACGGGGUGCCACGUGGCCACUUUCCGAGCGGGACCGUCGGGGGGCCACGACUGUGUGGUAACGUGCGUGAGCAGCGGCUUCGGCAAUCGAACUUUCCUUUCCACCGGUGCAGACGGCCGGUCUUUUCUCUGGGACGUCGAGACUCAGCAAGUGACGAAAACGCUGCCUAGACACCGUGGCCAACUCCGAGCAUGCCUCCUUCUCGACGGGGUGAACGACCGGCCGCCUCGAGUUCCGCAGUCUGGGGCUGGACCUGCGACCGAGCAGGGUGGAACUGAGCUCCGCUGCUCAAGUUUUCACUCGCAAAAACCGUCAAGCACCCUCCCGCAACCAGCAGCCACUUUUUUCUCCCAUGUUGCCAUUUUAGCCGGCGACGACCGCGCCAUCCGCAUCUACGAUGUCCGCAUCAACAACCGGCACUCGUGUAUUCAGGAGAUGCAGGAUGCAAAGGACUCCAUCACGGGCUUGCUCAGCACUGGAGACAGCGUGCUAGCGUGUAGCGCCGACGGAUGCGUGUACGAGUACGACAUUCGCCAGGGACGGCUGUACACUGACGAAAUAUUUCAGCCGAUCACGAGCUUUUGCCUCUCUCGAGAUGGCCAAAGUCUCCUUCUGUCGUGUAGCGACGGUUUGCUGCGUCUCCAAGAGCGUACAACGGGGGAGAUUGUGUUGGGGCUGAGUGGACACACACAGCGGCAGCAGUAUCGGCUAGAAGCGCAGUUCACAAUGCUGGAUCUCGCGUGUCGGCAAGGCACUUCAAGUUCGUGGAAAGGCCACGCUCUGUCCUUUGAUUCUUCCAGUUUCGAUAGUACCGGAGACCACGACUUCACACAUGCCGGCGACUUUGACCAGUAUUUAGGGAUUCACGAUCGCGACGAAGACAGACUGCCCGAAUAUCGGAUGUGCGUUUUGAGCGGCAGUGAAGACGGUUCGCUUGUCGGCUGGGACCUGCAAGAAGCCGCUUUGACGGAUGCUGAAAAUCAAAUAUGUGCGACAGAGUGGAUGGUCAUUCGACAGCAGAUACACGGCAACGAAGAAGACGAGUGUACGGGUAACGGCGGGAAAAACAAACGCGACGUUGCACUUUUGUGUCUCCAGAUUGAAGAGGAACAAGGCUGUUUGGUUACCGGGGCUUCUGAUGGCCGCAUCAAACUGUGGCAGAAACGGUGACGGAUUCAAGUUCAACUGAACACCGUCAAUGUAACCACAAACGUUUUUUUCGUGGAACGAAUGUGCUUGACAAUGAAACUAGAGUCGACGUCAGGCUCCGUACUCCAACAUGGGUGGUUCCUAGCUUCAGGAUUUCUGCACUCAGCACAGAACCCUGCACCUCUCCGAUCCGUCUCUACCCUAAUUAACAGCACCAUUUGUAGGCAGUGAACAAACUGCAAAAUCUGCGUUUUUGAUUGCGGUGACACAGACGCGCAAAUCCGGUAGAGGUUUCACACUCUUCAUCUCAUUUUCUACGAUAAAUACACUUUCUUGCAGAAGAACCCUGUCUUCGUUUUUACACAUGGUCAAGGCACUCUGGAGGAAUUCAGUGAUGACUGAAAUCAACGGUACAACUAGGUUGGAGAUAUCCGGACGUUCUUUUGCGCGACUGACGCAAACGUCCAAGCAUGCGCUGUUCCGACGUUUGCUGUAUUGAAGAAACGAGACCUCUAAACUCUGGAAGAGAGUAUGUUCUAUACACACUGAGUUUACUGAAACCCUUUACAAAAGUUGGCCGCAACCACCAUGGAGCGCUGGAAUAUAUAUUCUACCGGUCCAAAUAACCAUACCAAACGCGAACACACGUGUUCCCCGGUUGCUGAACUCAUCUGUUCAGACUUUUCGGAGUUUCUGUUUUCUAUGUCGGUGUACGAUGAGAGUUUCCUCUCUUGAAGACUGACGGGACGCAUGCUGGUUCACAGCCUUUUCGGCCUUUCUCUGUCAACAGCAGCGCUUUCAUGCGGAUAACGUUGCUUUGUCUUUACGACUGAUGCGCGCGUUCUCUGGUUUUUCAGGUCGAUGCAUGCGGCACGCCAAUGAACACAAGAGAAAUCGACGUCACCGGUUGAGUGUCCGGUUUUGGGCUGCUUCCGAUUUUUCCUUCCCUUCGCUUUAUGCCUUUCUCUGUUUCUUUUCCUGUCGGUUCCAUUCUCGCGCGUGCUGUCCAGUUACCCCAAAUUACAUACAGGGGACGAACCCGCGAACUCGUUACGCUGUCGCCAACGAAAAUAUCAUCUGCGCAUUGUAGCUUGCCAAGCGGCCAUGCACGGCUUUAACUAAACAACAGAAACCAUUGGAGGCAUCACGUAAAAGCCACUCCGCUUCUCCCUUUCUGUUUACUAGAUAUGCAUCGAGCUGUGUAUCGCUGCAACUGACGCCGUGGCCACCUGCACUCUACGGCUUCUCUAAGCAAAACACGACUGUCGGCAAUUUUUUACAUAGCUCCGUAACCUGUACCUCGGGGUCACUCAGUUUUCGUACCUCUCCCGUGAAUCACUCUGUCCCCCGUUCUUCAGCGUGAACUGCUCCCGCUCAAACUGUCGACUGAUUUCAGCGUGGAUGGCCUUGGAUCAACCAUUUCGAACAAGGGAAAAACCCUUGCCUGCCGAACCUAUGAACUUCCUACUCGAUGUUCUACCAGGCUGUUUGUGUCCGUCAUUGCUGGUGUCUGGCGCUUGGACUUUGUAGUUUGAGGCGAAAGUCACAAUAACCCAAGUGCAAACUCCCGCGCGGACGCAGCAAGUUCGAGACUACACAAGGUAGUUCUCUCCGGCGUAAGGAAUUUCACACGGAACGGGACCCCUCAGUUUCGCUUCCUGGUCAAGUGUGCAGUUCCUGCCCAUGCCUCUUCCCGUUUUCCUGCAUUUUCACUGGUGCACUUUUGUGUAGAUCUUCCAUUUUCUUACUUGGGCGCCCCCGGGCCCUGACUCAGCCACAUCGAGAACACCUCCACCAUCGCCUGCAACGGAUUCACAGCAAGACCGGCCAAAAACAAACUUGUACAAUCGUAUCAGAAACGUAACACAGAAAACUGAAAACGUGUUUCCACUCGUACUUGGUCGCAGCGAAAGCAUGCAGAACAGCUCACUCAGAGUCCGAAGAAGUGCGGACCCGCUCUGGGCGAAUUUCUGUGCAUGUCUUCCUUGCCUGUACGUCUAUGAGCUACGAAACGGAAAGAAAAUGAACAACCUCCUAAUUCCUCCGAUGUCAAAGCACGGUUUCUGCCCGCAGCCAGGUCUGAAGACCACGGGUUUGUUCCAAAACCUGCAUCUUCCCACGAAAUCACGUUCAGCUCAAAUGAUCGGCUUCGAAUCUCCUCCCUUCUCCACUUCCACAUAAACAAGUAUGCUACACCUCCCAGCUGAAUUCACUCCGAGAGUGUGAAUACCAGCUCACCAACACCCAGGAACCACAACGCGAUUUGUCAGCACAGCGGCGCCUCUUCAUACAACACUUA